AUGAUAAGUUUGGCGAGGUCACUUUUAUUUGCUCAUAUAGUUUCAUCUGACAACUGUUUGAGGCCAUAUUCUGGGAAAAGAGCAGCAGCGACGAGUAAAACGGGAAUAAGUACCGGAGCGGGUGAAAGGAGGCAAGCGUUCCUUGGCCAGAAGAAAAAGGAUCACAGCCGAAUGUUGUGGAAACACCAAACUUGCCGACGGUUGAGGGAGGGCAAGCGUGUUCUAAGGUCGAUCACUCAGCUUCGAUACGUCUGUCUCGAAGAGAAGACAACCGAGACCUUUCUGCAGAUCACACUGUCCUUAGUUCUGACCAUCCAUUUGCCAGCCUCUCAGGCUUCUAAAAGUUUAGCGCUGAUCAUUGAACGAACAGAAACUACGAGAUACUCGGGCCAAUUGCUAUUUGACCAAACCACGGCUCCAAGCUCAUCUGGUGACGGUCUCCUUCGGUUGCACAGGAGUAGCGUUGCCAGGACAAUCUUUUGGGCAGAAGCGAGGCCGGUUCACGGAUUUCACAGAUCGCUCAUUAGUCCCCCAGACUGGGGGAGGUUGCUGGGCUUUGCAACCUCAGCAUCUCUUCUGCCAAUGCAGACGUCUCAACGCGACAAUCCACACAUCAGCUGGCAAGACUGGCUUACUGGCAAUCGGAUGAGCUCAGAAGUGGUUGCCCUUGUUUCCGCAACUUUAUGUGAAGACUUUCAUUUCGUAUGGAAGUACACGAUGAAAAGAUUCGUGGGUAAUUCUCACUUGAAGGCGUCGGCUUAUUCGCGCCGUACUGAAGCAACACCAGCCUCGGACAACUGUGCAGCUGCUUGGGUCGAGACGCCUUCAGAGGUGGUGCUGCAAGGUCCAGUCGGUCUGGUGGGAGUAAUAGAGGCGUCCGUGAAUCCGGAAGACGACAGGAAUAGACACAGACGCAGACACAGACACAAAGACACAGACAUGGGCACAAACAGUCGGAAAAGCGGGAGUAAAGCGAGGCCGUGUGCUAAAACGGAGCCAGGUUGCGUGUGCAGGCGGGCGAGAAUGAGACGCCCGAGGCAAGUGCAAUAG
This is a messenger RNA of Protopolystoma xenopodis, 1050 nucleotides long. The record is from the annotation of a GenBank genome assembly. NCBI's taxonomy places the organism in Eukaryota, Metazoa, Platyhelminthes, Monogenea, Polystomatidea, Polystomatidae.